CACCCACUGUAGGGAGAGGCCAGGCCAAAGACUCGCCAUGGCCUUGGCCCUGAGGCCACCCCGGGUCCCCAAGCCCAAGAGCAGCCUGCUCUCACACUACCACGAGAGCUUCCUGGAGAAGAAGGGACCCCGAGACCGGGAUUACAAGAAGUUCUGGGCAGGCCUCCAGGGCCUGACUCUCUAUUUCUACAAUAGCAAUCGGGACUCCCAGCAUAUGGAGAAGCUAGACCUAGGUGUGUUUGUGAAGCUCACAGAUGAAGCUCCCUGGGGGAGCUCCCAUGACCCUGGCACCCACUUUUGCUUGGUCCUGCGGAACCAGGAGAUCAAGUUCAAGGUAGAGAGUCUGGAGUCUCGGGAGAUGUGGAAAGGCUUCAUCCUGACGGUGGUGGAGCUCCGUGUCCCGUCCAACCUGACCCUGCUGCCCGGACACCUGUACAUGAUGGCCGAGGCCCUGGCCAAAGAAGAGGCACGACGUGCGCUCGUGAUGCCCUCGUGCUUCCUGAAAGUGAGCCGGCUGGAGGCUCAGCUGCUCCUGGAGCGCCACCCCGAGUGCGGGAACCUGCUGCUCCGGCCGAGCGGGGACGGCGCGGGCGGAGUGUCGGUCAGCACGCUCCAGACGCUCAACGGGACGCCGGUCGUCCGGCACUACAAAGUGAAGCGCGAGGGCCCCCAGUACGUGAUCGACUUGGAGGAGCCGUUCUCCUGCACCUCGCUCGACGCAGUGGUCAACUAUUUUGUGUCGCACUCCAAUAAGAAGCUGAUGCCCUUCCUGCUGGACGAUGACUACGAGAAAGUGAUAGGCUACGUGGAGGCGGAUAAAGAGAAUGGCGAGAGUGUGUGGGUGGCGCCCUCGGCCCCCGGCCCAGGUCCUGCACCCCCUAGGGGUGGCCCUAAGCAGCUGCUUCCCUCGUCCAUCGCGCCUGUGUCCAGCCAGGACAAGCUGCCCCGACUACUGAACCAGGAUGAGAACUAUGUGAUCCCCAUUGGAGAUGCCCCAGCUGCCAACUACGUGAACAAGGAUGUGCUUUCCCCUAGUCGACCAGUUGUCCUGAAGCCCAGGAAGUUGGCCAUGUUUCAGGCAAAGACUCCAAAGCCACCCACUGUGCCCAAGUCAGAGCCCAAAAAAGGCCUCAACAGUGGCCUGGCCAGGAAGCUGGCAGUCAGCUCAGCGCAGGCUUUCUCCUCCCCGACCACAGGGCUGGCAGAUGUGACAGCAGAGCUGAAAGUGAAACUGCAGAGGAGACUGGCGCUGCAGCACGCAGCCGAGGGCACAGGGGACCAGCGGGCCGAUCUCCAAGUGUGGGGCGUCAGUCAGUCAGAUCCCUCCUCCCAGAAUUAAAGCUCAAGUGACCCCA
This is a messenger RNA of Mesoplodon densirostris (Blainville's beaked whale), 1355 nucleotides long. RefSeq names its product signal transducing adaptor family member 2 (gene STAP2). Gene Ontology annotation, molecular function: signaling adaptor activity. The transcript is spliced from 13 exons. NCBI's taxonomy places the organism in Eukaryota, Metazoa, Chordata, Mammalia, Artiodactyla, Ziphiidae. The record is from RefSeq and is a predicted model, not a curated record. The coding region runs from base 38 to 1339 and encodes 433 amino acids.